UCUGACAGAACAAUGAGACGGCAAGUACUGUUGUUUUUCUCGGUCCUCUGCCUCAGUUCAGUGCUCGGCCAGAUCAGCUACUCAAUUCCCGAGGAAAUGGCCAAAGGCUUGUUGGUCGGUAAUAUUGCUCAGGAUUUAGGUGUAGAUGUUAGACGAUUGCAAGCGGGCAAAGCUCGUAUUCACACGGGAGGCAGUACAGAAUACAUCCAGCUUAACAAGGAAAAAGGACUCCUUAUUAUCAAAGAGAGAAUAGAUCGCGAAGCUCUUUGUGGCCAGACAACGCCUUGCGCUUUGCAUUUUCAAAUUGCCUUAGAAAAUCCAAUAGAAAUAUUCCAGAUUACUGUCGAAAUCACCGAUAUUAAUGACAAUGCUCCCGUUUUCCAAAAGGACGAGAAAAACAUUGAAAUAAGCGAGUCUGCAGUCAUCGGCUCUAAGUUCAUGCUAGAGAAAGCAAUAGACCCCGAUAUAGGACUGAAUGGUCUUCACAGCUAUACACUAAAGCCCAAUGAUAAUUUCAUACUUAAAUUGCACAGUCAAUCCAAUGGCGUCAAAAAGGUUGAAAUGAUUUUACAGAAACCUCUGGACAGAGAGAAACAUGAGUUUGCAUCAUUGUUGUUAACAGCUGUAGAUGGAGGAGAGCCGCAGAGAUCUGGAACCAUGCAGAUUCAUAUUACAGUAUUAGAUGCUAAUGAUAAUGCUCCUGUAUUUACGCAAACUGUUUACAAAGCAAGUGUAAAAGAAAACUCCCCCACAGGAACUCUCAUUACUAAAGUGAGUGCUUCUGAUGCAGACAAAGGCUCAAAUGGAGAGGUUAGUUACAUCAUCGGAAAUAGCAUAAGGAGCAUUUCAGAAUUAUUCCACAUUACUGAAGACGGCCAUAUCACUUUAACUGGGCCUAUUGAUUAUGAAAAGGCAAAAAGUUAUGAACUUGAUAUAGAGGCGAUCGACCAAGGAGGUCUCUCUGAUUCAAGCAAAGUGAUAAUUGAUAUAGGUGACAAUAAUGACAAUAGUCCUGUCAUAAAUAUGAUUUCAUCAUCAUAUUCAAUAGGUGAAGAUUCGCGCUCCAACACGGUGGUGGCUGUAAUGAGUGUCAAUGAUCCUGAUUCUGAAGAAAAUGGGAAGGUCCGAUGCGUUAUUAGUAAGAAUACACCAUUUUCUAUUGCAUCUACAUCUAAUAUCUAUAGCAUCGUGACAGAUAGCGAUUUAGAUAGAGAGAGAGCUUCUGAGUAUAAUAUAACUGUGACUUGCUCUGAUGAGGGAGUGCCCUCCCUCUCAAGCAGCGUCACUCUCACCGUAAAGAUCUCUGAUGUAAAUGAUAAUGCACCUGUCUUUGAGAGGAGCUCAUAUGAGGCCUACAUUGUAGAAAACAACACACCAGGCCUCUCUAUAUUCACAGUGAAAGCCAGAGACGCCGACUGGAACCAGAAUGCCCGUGUUUCUUACAUACUGGAGGACUCCUCUUUUAACGGAGUGCCAGUCUCCUCAUAUGUGUCCGUUAGUGCUGAUAGUGGAGUCAUCCAUGCAGUUCGCUCUUUUGACUACGAGCAGAUCAAAGAUUUCCAGUUCCGAGUCAAAGCUCAGGAUGGAGGCUCUCCUCCACUCAGUAGUAACGUGACUGUGAAAAUAAUGAUCCAGGACCAGAACGACAACCCUCCUCAGGUUCUGUACCCAGUCCAGACUGGUGGCUCUGUGGUGGCUGAAAUGGUGCCUCGUUCAGCAGAUGUGGGCUAUCUGGUGACUAAAGUGGUGGCUGUGGAUGUGGACUCUGGACAGAAUGCCUGGCUCUCCUAUAAACUGCAGAAAGCCACAGACAGGGCGCUGUUUGAAGUGGGCUUACAGAAUGGAGAAAUAAGAACUAUCCGCCAGGUGACUGAUAAAGAUGCUGUGAAACAAAGACUGACUGUUAUAGUGGAGGACAACGGGCAGCCCUCACGUUCAGCUACAGUCAUUGUUAACGUGGCGGUGGCGGACAGCUUCCCUGAAGUGCUGUCAGAGUUCACUGACUUUACACACGACAAGGAGUACAAUGACAACCUGACUUUUUACUUAGUGUUGGCUCUGGCUGUAGUUUCCUUCCUCUUCAUCACGUGUUUAGUGGUUAUUAUAUCAGUGAAAAUCUACAGAUGGAGACAGUCUCGUAUCCUGUAUCACUCCAAUCUCCCUGUGAUUCCAUAUUAUCCACCACGUUACUCAGACACUUUGGGGACAGGGACUCUCCAACACGUGUACAAUUACGAGGUGUGCAGGACGACUGACUCCAGAAAGAGUGACUGUAAGUUCGGCAGAGCUGGUAGUCAAAACGUGCUGAUAAUGGACCCCAGUUCUACAGGGACGAUGCAGCGGAUACAGAGUGAAAAGAGCAUCCUGGAUGAACCAGACUCUCCUCUAGAGGUUAGAACGUCUUAA
Scomber japonicus (chub mackerel) is the source of this 2406-nucleotide messenger RNA. RefSeq names its product protocadherin gamma-A11-like. NCBI's taxonomy places the organism in Eukaryota, Metazoa, Chordata, Actinopteri, Scombriformes, Scombridae. Bases 13 to 2406 code for a protein of 797 amino acids. Gene Ontology annotation, molecular function: calcium ion binding. The transcript has a single exon. Gene Ontology annotation, cellular component: plasma membrane. The record is from RefSeq and is a predicted model, not a curated record. Gene Ontology annotation, biological process: homophilic cell-cell adhesion.